Messenger RNA from Hibiscus syriacus, 1884 nucleotides. RefSeq names its product pentatricopeptide repeat-containing protein At1g20300, mitochondrial-like. Gene Ontology annotation, molecular function: protein binding. Lineage: Eukaryota; Viridiplantae; Streptophyta; Magnoliopsida; Malvales; Malvaceae. The record is from RefSeq and is a predicted model, not a curated record. Bases 72 to 1664 code for a protein of 530 amino acids. The transcript has a single exon.
GCUACAGCAGCAAGCAGUCUGCACUCAAAAUCUCAAUCUACCCUCAUUUUUAAGCCUCAAAGGCGAUUUGCAUGGCUUUAACCAAGGCAAGACUAGGCUCUCCAUCCUCUUUGUCUCUGCGAUUCUUCAAAUUUUACUCUUCUUCACCGCUAACCCCAAUACAAGAAGUUGAAGCCGGCGAUGCUGAUACGAUUGAAAAGCCCCGAAGCUCUGCCAUUUCACCCGAAGCAACCCUUGUUGCCGAACAAUUCCGUUCCUUAAUCAAAGAGCACCACCGCAAAAACCCUAACCCAGAUUCAAACUCGACCCCAACGGCCCCAAACUUCAUCAUCCCUUCUCUAUCCCUCGACUUCUCCAAAAUCUCAACUGUCCAUCCUAUCUCCCCUUCCGUCGUACGCUACGUCAUCGACAGAUGCGGUGGGGUUCGCCAUGGCAUACCUUUCCUCCAAACACUGUCUUUCUUUAAUUGGGCCACCACUCGAUCCGAUUUUGUUCAAUCUCCCGACCCGUACAACGAAAUGAUCGACCUUGCCGGAAAAUUGAGGCAUUUCGGCUUGGCUUGGCAUUUCAUCGAUCAGAUGAAAGGCAAAAGCGUCGACGUCUCGCUUGAAACCUUCUCGAUUCUAAUCAGGCGUUACGUGAAGGCCGGGUUGGCUGCCGAGGCUGUGCACGCGUUUAAUCGCAUGGAGGAUUACGGGUGCUGUCCUGAUAAGAUCGCGUUUUCUGUUUUGAUUAGUAUUUUAUGCAGAAAAAGAAGGGCUGAUGAAGCUCAAACUUUUUUCGAUAAAUUGAAGGACAAGUUUGAACCUGAUGUGAUUAUGUACACCAGCUUGCUGAACGGUUGGUGUCGGGCGCGUAAUAUUUCAGAGGCCGAAAGGGUAUUUAAAGAAAUGAAAAUGGCAGGGAUUAAGCCUGAUGUGUAUAGCUAUACUAUUGUGAUUGACGCAUUGUGUAGAUGUGGCCAAAUUACUCGUGCUUAUGAUGUUUUUGCUGAGAUGCUUGAUAUAGGUUGUGAGCCAAAUGCGAUUACUUUUAAUAAUUUGAUGAGGGUUCAUGUCAAGGCCGGUCGCACCGAGAAGGUUUUGCAGGUUUAUAAUCAGAUGAAAAGACUUGGUUGUGCUGCUGAUACGGUAACUUACAAUUUUCUUAUAGAGAGUCAUUGUAGGGAUGAUAAUCUUGAUGAGGCUAUUAAAGUGCUUAAUCUGAUGCUAAAGAAAGGGUGUACCCUGAAUUUGUCUACUUUCAAUACCAUUUUUAAGUGUAUCGAGAAGUUAAGGGAUGUGAAUGCUGCUCAUCGAAUGUAUACUAAGAUGAAGGAGUUUAAAUGUAUGCCUAAUACAAUUACUUAUAAUGUUUUGAUGCGAAUGUUUGCUGGUGCAAAGUCUACUGAUAUGGUUCUUAAGCUAAAGAAGGAGAUGGAUGAGAAUGAGGUUGAGCCUAAUGUGAAUACCUUUCGGAUUUUGAUCACAAUGUAUUGUGGGAUGGGGCAUUGGAACAAUGCUUACAAGCUGUUUAAAGAGAUGAUCGAGGAUAAAUGCUUGAAACCAAGUAUGCCUCUUUAUGAGAUGGUGCUGGAGCAGCUGAGAAAAGCCCAGCAAUUAAAGAAGCAUGAGGAACUAGUGGAGAAGAUGGUUGAUAGGUGCUUUGUAACACGUCCUUUGUAGAAGAAGCUUCUUGCCGUUCUAUAAGUCUAAGGUAAUUUUUUCCAAUUUUUUCAAUUAGUAUGGUCAUAAGUUUGUAGAUUUAGAAGGUGUAGAAUGUACUGUUGUGUCUUCAUCCUUCAGAGUUCAGCUGGUAGCAUACUUAUUUCAACUAGUUUUACUCAAGUAGUCUCUUCUAGAUUAUCAAGUCUCCUUCGAAUUUUGAUUACAUCUUCCAAUUCUA